This is a messenger RNA of Leptosomus discolor (cuckoo roller), 1137 nucleotides long. RefSeq names its product ubiquitin specific peptidase 18 (gene USP18). The record is from RefSeq and is a predicted model, not a curated record. Lineage: Eukaryota; Metazoa; Chordata; Aves; Leptosomiformes; Leptosomidae. Gene Ontology annotation, molecular function: cysteine-type deubiquitinase activity. Gene Ontology annotation, biological process: protein deubiquitination. Gene Ontology annotation, cellular component: cytosol; nucleus.
AUGGGACAAAGCAGUGGACGUCAAGAGAGAAGCAAGAAACUACAGCUGGCGCUAAGUGAGACCAUGCAGGCAGAAGCAGAUGUACAAGAUAAUAAAGAGGAAGCCGAAGAGCAGAAGGCCAAAGACCAGAGGCUAACAUCAGUCUUUGGUGUGGCAGACUUAAAAAAUGGAGCUAUUGGACUGUACAACGUUGGACAGAGCUGCUGUCUGAACUCUGUGCUCCAAGUGUUCCUCAUGAAUAUACACUUCACAGGGAUACUUCGAAGGAUUGCAGUGCCCCCACGUGCUGCGCAGAAGAGGAGGAAUGUCCCAUACCAAAUGCUCCUGCUGUUGGAGGAGAUGCAGUGUGGCAAGCGGAAAGCUGUUUCUCCCAUAGCCCUUGCUUGCUGUCUUUCAGUAUACAGAGUGGAAUUGUUUGUGCAGCAUGAUGCUGCCCAGCUCUUUCUGACUCUCUGGAACCUGAUAAAGUGGCAGAUGAAAAAGCCGGAGCUGGUUGAAGGUCUAAAUGAUUUGUACACUGUCUGUGUACAGGAGCACCUGGCCUGUCAGAAGUGCUCUUCUGAAGCAAAGAGGAACAGCAGCAUGUUAACCCUGCCGCUCCCAGUGUUGGAUUCCAGUUCUCGUAUGCUGAAGUCUCUGGAAGACUGUCUGCAAUACUUUUUCCAUCCAGAAGAGUUGACUGAUCACAACAUGUGCUUCUGUGAACAGUGUGGAAAGAGAACACCUUUUCUUCAGAGCAUGAAGCUAGUCCAUCUGCCACAGACUCUGACCCUACAUCUAAAGCGCUUCUGCUUCGAAAAAUCAGCCCGCAUUCACAAGCUUAGUCACUAUCUGCCAUUCCCACAAGACCUUGAUUUCAAUGCAGUCUUGACAGAAAAUCAGUGCCAAGCAGAUGACGAUGAAAAGGCUGCCUGGCAGUAUGAGCUUUUUGCUGUCGUUGCUCAUUCAGGAUCAACUAGUUGUGGACACUACUGUGCCUAUAUUCGAAGUCUCACGGAAUGCAAAUGGUAUUGCUUCAACGAUUCUGAGGUGUGCCAGGUGUCAUGGGAUGAUGUUAAAUGCACCUAUGGACAUUCCAACCUCCACUGGGGAGAAACGGCCUAUCUCUUGAUCUACAUGAGAAAACAUCCUCAGUAG